AGCGAUAAUGAGGUUAGGCCCGGUCUUGAUUCCCUGAGUGAAUAAAACCUCAGGUUGGUGAGUGGUCCAGCCCAAGUUGACUGGUUCCCGUUCAGAGAAUCACUCUUCAGGCCCACCUCGCUGCCUUCCUCAUCGUCUCUUUCUUUUUAAAACACUGAAAAAGCAAAGCAGAGACCAUGGCUGGCAUCAACCCACAGCUAAAAGGCCUUGUCCGUGGCUGCUACGUGGAGUUAGUAAACUCCUGUGCUACCGUCACCCUCACUAACCCACAGUUGUACAUCGAAAGAGGGCGUUGCAGUGUCCCCCUGGCGCUCAACCUGGGACCGAAAUCCAGCAGCAUGGCCACAUUCGUCAAGACCAGCGGCACGGCCACCGGCGCGUCGGGCGUCCUUACCUACGACCUGGAGAAAGCCGAAGCGCAGAGCAACGCCCGUAAUAUUCAACUCAAGCUGGCCGUCAUGUACUCUGUGCCCUUUGACCGUAACAGGUAUACAAACGUGUUUGCCAUUGGCCUCAUGAAUAGCCAAACUGAGUGCUUCCAAGAGCUCUACUCCCAUAUGCACCACAAUGAAGGUGAUUUUGUCCGUGCCAAAGGGGGCGGCAGCAGCCUACAAAAAGAGAGAGACCAUGUUGUGGUCCAAGCCAGCAUGUCCGACACCGGCACGGCCUUGCUGAGGGUUGAAGUCACUGAAAAAUAGAGCAGGGCGGUUAAUCAAUUUUUAAUCAUAAUUCGAAUUGAUGGUCUAGGACGAUUUUUUAAAAUAAAAUUCUAUAAAAAUUAAAUAAAGAUAAAAUUGAACUUUUUUAUUUUUCAUCAAGUGCAGUGAUUUUAAUCUGGUAUUUACAGUAGCGCCACCACUUCCUUCUCUGAGGUCCCGUGGUCCAUAGUAACGCCCCCUCCUCUUUAGAAAAAGUAAAAUAUCAACAUGGCAGAAUGCGCUGAUAAAAGUGAGUAUGUAGAGAUUGCCUAAAGUCUGUGGCAACCAAACUGAAGCAUGCAGCAGAGUAGGAGAUGUGUGUUAUUUAUUUUGCUUUUGUUAAUCAUUGUUAUUCUUCAAACUUAUAAAACGGGUUUAGUUGGAAAAAAUCUGAGAUAAAUUUUUUAGGCCAAAUCGCCCAGCCCUAGUGACAACAAAGAGAAGAAGGAUGGCCCUGUGUGAAUACCCCCUGUAGACUAAACUAUAUCAAUCAGAUGGUCGUCAUUCAUUAAAGCCUUGACCAUGAUAA
Messenger RNA from Gadus macrocephalus (Pacific cod), 1227 nucleotides. RefSeq names its product DELTA-thalatoxin-Avl1a-like. The transcript is spliced from 4 exons. The record is from RefSeq and is a predicted model, not a curated record. Bases 177 to 698 code for a protein of 173 amino acids. Lineage: Eukaryota; Metazoa; Chordata; Actinopteri; Gadiformes; Gadidae. Gene Ontology annotation, molecular function: channel activity. Gene Ontology annotation, cellular component: pore complex. Gene Ontology annotation, biological process: monoatomic cation transport; cytolysis in another organism; pore complex assembly.